AUGCAUCAUCCCGAACUGCAAGGUCUACGAACACAACUUCGCCAGAUUCAUGCCGCGAUGGUUGCCUUCGGAACUGCUCCGCUCUCAGCGAAACCACCAAUCCUCGACUCUUCGAUAGAUCUUAAUGGUGAGACAAACGAGGAAUUUCACUCCCAUCGAGAUGCGGUGCAUGGGUUGCGCGCGUUGAGAGAUGCUGUCAAGCGUGACCUAGAUGUCUUGGAGAAGUUCCUGGACGAUUCUGCAUGCGCUACUGCUCCCUCUUUGUCAACCAACGCCCCCUACUUGAUAUCGGUUUGGAACGAAGUACUGUACGCACCUCCACCGAUCGUGACGAUUUGGCGGACAUUCCUCGAAGAGGACAAGCCCGCUCACGUCCCGCGCCGUGGCUCGCAUAAACCUCCAGGCGUGAAGGUGGAUAUCGUUGCAGAUGGCGGCAGACGUUGGAUUCGAGUCAAUACCACUAAAAACUCGCGCCUGCUUGCCGAAUUCAGGGAGAUUGAUUCCUACCUGACAGAUUCCGAGGACGAAGACGGAGAGGGUGAACGCCCGAGCCUUGCACAGAAGACUUUCGACAACUCGAUACUUCGAGUUGGUCGUUCUCUCCUCGAUGCCGCGCGGCGAAACCCACUGGCGGGCACCUCCACUAUUCCAAGCAUCACACUACGCUUCACGCGACUCAAUAUGACCCCAACCGAUGCAAGAGAAUAUGACCCUCGAAUAGCACGUACAGUCGACCUCCUGCGCGACAUGGGCAUCGACGUCGAGCUGGGAGAGCGCGAUCCCGCGCAGCUACCCCGUGUCGUGGCUCCCCCCGUCCGCCACCUCGAGCCGACGGUCCGCGUCAAUUUGGACUUGUCUAUCCUGAUUGCACUAGUGUCCGACAUCACCCAUUCACCCCUCCCGACUUCCCCAGCGGAGGCCGACGCGCGAUACGUCCCCUCUGCCCAGUACCGCGAGUGGAAGCGCAAGCGGCUGGAAGCGACGAAAGGCCCUGUUGAGGGGAUAGACGUAGACGAGAGCCGCCUGGGCGAAACCGGCCUAGGGGCGCAUUCGCGCGCCCUCGCGAACCAAGCCCUCCAAGAGAUGGGACGCGGACUGCUGCAAGAGCUGCGAGACCGCCUCAACGCCUUGGCCUCGCCGGGGCUCGAGAACGUGGAGUUCUGGACGACGCCCGAGGCGCGCGACCGCUGUCUACGCAUCGUCCUGUCCAAGAUCGGCGGCCCGAACGAGAGGCGUCGCGUCGCGGCGCUCUUCCCUGCUGCUGGCGUGCCACUUUCCGAAGCGCAAGACAGGUACUGGGAGGACUCGCGCUCCCCGCACGCGUUUCUCCCGCUCAUCCCCGUCCGCGUUUUCGAGGCGCCGGUGCCGGACGACACGCUGGAGCCGCCGUCUUUGUCGGACGAUGGCAGGCCCCUCUCUCCGUUCUUCAAGCUCCUCACUCGGACCUGCCGCGACAUCCUCGCACAAGAAACCAUCGCCGAUCCGCGAACCACGCCCUCCUCUAGAGCCUCCUCGCCUCCCACGAGCCCACCUAGUCACGAACGCGGCGACGACCAUCAGUGCGGCGAGUCUGCAUCGACACCAGCGCCAGAAAGCGCCGACUUGGCCGAGGAGACGAUCGAGCGCGCGGUGGUCACGAAGGCGAACCCACGUCUCACGGCGCACACUGUGCAGAGCAUGCUUUGGGGCGCCGCGCGGGGCUGGACGACGCUGACUGCAAACAAGUCGAGCGUCAAGGCGAUCCUCCGGGAUAUCCGCGCUGCUGAAGGUGGGUACGGAUGGAGCCACGGGCGCGACGAGCAUGGGCAGGUAGAAGGUGCAAAUGCCGAGGGAGACAGUGUGGAGGGCGACGGUGCUGGAGCGGUAGUGGAGAAAGCAGCGAUAUGGGUCGUCGAUCCGAGGAGCCUGGCGGAGGGCAUGAGAUCAGACUGUACGACAUCGUAG
Dichomitus squalens LYAD-421 SS1 is the source of this 1944-nucleotide messenger RNA. RefSeq lists its product as uncharacterized. The transcript is spliced from 3 exons. Bases 1 to 1944 code for a protein of 647 amino acids. NCBI's taxonomy places the organism in Eukaryota, Fungi, Basidiomycota, Agaricomycetes, Polyporales, Polyporaceae. The record is from RefSeq and is a predicted model, not a curated record.